This is a messenger RNA of Candida tropicalis MYA-3404, 1827 nucleotides long. RefSeq names its product Cntp (gene CNT). NCBI's taxonomy places the organism in Eukaryota, Fungi, Ascomycota, Pichiomycetes, Serinales, Debaryomycetaceae. Gene Ontology annotation, cellular component: membrane. The transcript has a single exon. The record is from RefSeq and is a predicted model, not a curated record. Gene Ontology annotation, biological process: nucleoside transmembrane transport. Bases 1 to 1827 code for a protein of 608 amino acids. Gene Ontology annotation, molecular function: nucleoside transmembrane transporter activity; symporter activity.
AUGGCGGCAUUUCCUUCACAAACUUCUAAUAGAUCUAAUUCUAUUGAAGAAAUUAAUCCAGUACAAUACAAUACAAGUUCACUGAAUACCGACGAUUUAGAAGUUGGAAUUAAUGAAGACAAACUUAAAGAUGAAUCAACCACUGAAGCUCAUGAAUUUAAUACCUCUUCAGAUGAUGCUUCUAGUAAUCAUUUAUCAUACUGGCAAAGAAUCAAAUUAAGAUUCCCUUGGUAUAAAUUGGGUAUUCAUGUAUUUUUUGGUUGUUUUUUCACUGCUUGGUGGUUAUCCAUUAUUAUUCAAGAAAAACAUAGACAUCAAUGGUUAAUCCCAACUGUUAUUUGGGGUAUGAUCAUGGUUAGAUUGAUUACUUGGCAUGUUAAAAUCUUACAUUGGAUUUUAUAUAAAGUUAAAAUCGUAUGGGAUUUUGUUACUGAUCGUGUUUACAGUGUUCUUAAUCAAAGAUAUCAAAGAUUAAUUGCUGGUGCUACUGUCACCGUUGGUGUUAUUUUAUUAGGUACUUUUAUUCCAAGUGAAACUGAUUAUUCUAAAAGAAAAGAUAGAGCUGUUUCGUUUUUUGGUUGUGUUGUUGCUAUCUUUGGUUUAUUUGUAACUUCAAGAGCUCGUUCUAAGAUUAAUUGGAAUGCAGUUAUUGGUGGUAUGUUGAUGCAAUUUAUUGUUGCUGUUUUCGUGUUAAGAACUAAAGCAGGUUAUGAUAUUUUCAAUUUUAUCUCUACUUUAGCUAGAGAAUUAUUAGGUUUUGCUAAAGAUGGGGUUGCCUUUUUAACUAAUGCUGAAGUUUCUCAAUACGGUAUGUUCUUCUUUGCUGUCUUACCAGCUGUUGCCUUUUUCGUUGCCUUUGUUCACAUUUGGUAUUAUUAUGGUGUUAUCCAAUGGGCUAUUGGUAAAUUUGCAUACUUUUUCUUCUGGACUUUAAGAGUUUCUGGUGCUGAAGCCAUUACUGCAUCUGCUUCUCCAUUUAUUGGUAUUGGUGAGAGUGCUAUUUUAAUUAAAGACUUGAUGCCAUAUUUAACCAAAGCUGAAUUGCAUCAAAUUAUGACUUCUGGUUUCUCUACCAUUUCCGGUGCUGUUUUAGUUGGUUAUAUUGGUUUAGGUUUAAACCCUCAAGCUUUAGUCAGUUCUUGUGUUAUGUCCAUUCCUGCUUCAUUGGCUGUCUCCAAAUUGAGAUAUCCAGAACUUGAAAAUCCUAUUUCUAGUGGUAAAGUUAUGAUUCCAAAACUUGAUAAUAUUGAUGAAGAUGGUAAAAAACAAAAUGAAAAUGAAGAAGCUCAUAAUGUCUUGCAAGCUUUCUCAAAUGGUGCCACUUUGGGUUUAAGAAUUGCUGGUACUAUGUUGGUUCAAUGUAUGUGUAUUAUUGCCAUUGUUGCCUUGGGUAAUGGUAUUUUAACCUGGUUUGGUAACUAUUGGAACAUUAAUGAAUUAACUUUGGAAUUAAUGUUGUCCUAUUUAUUCUACCCAAUUUCUUUCUUGUUGGGUACACCAAGAGAUGAAAUUUUACUUGUUAGUAAAUUGAUUGCCUACAAAUUUAUCCAAAAUGAAUAUGUUGCUUAUAAUUUAUUGAUGAAUGAAGCUCCAUAUAAUCAAAUGUCCAAGAGAGGUACUUUAAUUGCUACUUACUCAUGUUGUGGAUUUGCCAACUUGGGUUCUAUGGGUAUUACUUUGGGUGUUUUAAAUACUUUAACCAAUAACUCCAGAUCAAAAGAUAUUUCAAAAACCAUUUUCUCAUCUUUAUUCUGUGGUGGUAUUGCUACUUUAAUGUCUGCUGCCAUUGCUGGUAUGGUUAUGCAUGAUUUGGAUGCUUUUACUUAG